Messenger RNA from Cydia fagiglandana, 678 nucleotides. RefSeq names its product histone H1C-like. Gene Ontology annotation, molecular function: nucleosomal DNA binding; double-stranded DNA binding; structural constituent of chromatin. The record is from RefSeq and is a predicted model, not a curated record. The transcript has a single exon. Gene Ontology annotation, cellular component: nucleus; nucleosome. Gene Ontology annotation, biological process: chromosome condensation; negative regulation of DNA recombination; nucleosome assembly. NCBI's taxonomy places the organism in Eukaryota, Metazoa, Arthropoda, Insecta, Lepidoptera, Tortricidae. Bases 1 to 678 code for a protein of 225 amino acids.
AUGGCCGAUACCGCAGUUGCUGCCGACGCUCCCGCCCCGGCGACGCCCGCGAAGAAGCCUAAGGCGUCCGCCUCCGCAGGCGCUAAGAAGCCUAAGGCGAAGCCCACCCACCCUAAGACGUCCGAGAUGGUUAACAGCGCCAUCAAGGAGCUGAAGGAGAGAAGCGGUUCGUCCCUGCAGGCUAUCAAGAAAUACAUCGCCGCCCAGUACAAGGUCGACGCCGAGAAGCUGGCCCCUUUCAUUAGAAAAUAUCUGAAGAGCGCAGUCGAAUCCGGCGCACUCAUACAGACCAAAGGCAAGGGCGCGUCCGGCUCGUUCAAACUGGAAUCGAAGACUUCAUCCGCCGGCAAGAAACCCGCCGCGGCCAAGAAAUCUAGCGCUAAAUCAUCAGCCGCCGCUAAGAAGCCCGCCGCAGCUAAACCGGCUAAGGCGAAGAAGGCCGCCGCGUCCCCGGCCAAGCCUAAGGCCGCCACGAAGGACAAGAAGGCCGCCGCCGCCAAAAAGAAGCCCGCAGCGAAGAAACCUUCCACCCCCGCCAAGGGCAAGAGCGCCGCCGCGCCUAAGGCCAAGAAGACCGCGAAGCCGCCGACCAAGAAGCCUAAAGCUCCCAAGCCAAAGAAGGCUGCUGCCGCUCCCAAAGCGAAGCCCGCCGCUAAGAAGGCUGCCUCGAAGAAGUAA